Messenger RNA from Colletotrichum graminicola M1.001, 213 nucleotides. RefSeq lists its product as uncharacterized. Lineage: Eukaryota; Fungi; Ascomycota; Sordariomycetes; Glomerellales; Glomerellaceae. The transcript has a single exon. The record is from RefSeq and is a predicted model, not a curated record. The coding region runs from base 1 to 213 and encodes 70 amino acids.
AUGCAGGCUGGAGGUGGCGAUGGUACUCCCUCAGACACCGACGUCGACUCUAAUAUGGGUAUCUUUGCGACGGGCCGAGGCCGGAUGGCAAUGUCGAGCAUUGGUGCACAGCAAUCAAGUUCAACACGGCGGAACAACAUCUUCAACGAUGUCAUCGAGAAGAUCAGACGGGUGCAGCUACGUGUGAACAAAGGCCAUGUUUUGGAGUGCUAG